Molecule: messenger RNA, 1980 nt
Organism: Lycium ferocissimum
Lineage: Eukaryota; Viridiplantae; Streptophyta; Magnoliopsida; Solanales; Solanaceae
Product: sugar transporter ERD6-like 4
Exons: 18
Coding region: 185-1648 (487 amino acids)
Biological process (GO): carbohydrate transport; transmembrane transport
Cellular component (GO): membrane
Molecular function (GO): sugar transmembrane transporter activity
Source: RefSeq, a predicted model, not a curated record
UCACCUUCAAACGACAAACACCAAAAAUAUAAUUUUACUAAUUGGAGCAUUCUUAUAUUAUUAAUUGUCUGAAUAUCAACAACUUCAUGUUUCUGAUCUAUUACUAGUAAUAACAAAAAUCCUAUCUGGGAUUUUUGAAUUCUUGAAAUUUAGCCCAAAGGGUCUUCAAGAAAGUGGGAACAAAAUGGAAGAAAAUAGUGAAGAUGGAAGAGGAGGGGAUCUAAGGAAACCAUUUUUACAUACAGGAAGUUGGUAUAGAAUGGGAUCAGCACAAACUUCAAGCAUGUUGGGUUCAUCUCAAGUGAUGCGUGAUAGUUCUAUUUCUGUUCUUGCUUGUGUUAUGAUUGUUGCUUUGGGUCCUAUCCAGUUUGGGUUCACUUCUGGUUUUUCUUCGCCUACGCAAACUGCUAUAGUCAAUGAUCUGAAGCUCACUGUUUCCGAGUUCUCUUUAUUCGGUUCUUUAUCUAAUGUGGGUGCUAUGGUCGGGGCAAUAUCUAGUGGUCAAAUUGCCGAGUACAUUGGACGAAAAGGGUCUUUAAUGAUAGCUGCUAUACCUAACAUCAUUGGUUGGCUUUCCAUCUCAUUUGCCAAAGAUCCAUCCUUCUUAUACAUGGGAAGAUUGUUGGAAGGUUUUGGAGUCGGCAUAAUCUCUUAUACGGUUCCUGUUUAUAUUGCCGAGAUAGCACCUCAAAAUCUGAGAGGGUCCUUGGGGUCAGUGAACCAGCUCUCUGUUACAAUUGGGAUCAUGUUGGCGUAUUUGCUAGGACUUUUUGUUAAUUGGAGGGUGCUUGCUGUUCUUGGAACAUUGCCCUGCCUAGCACUGAUACCUGGACUAUUUUUCAUCCCAGAAUCUCCUCGGUGGUUGGCCAAGAUGGGCUUAACAGAAGAUUUUGAAACUUCUUUGCAAGUUCUUCGGGGGUUUGAUGCUGACAUUUCCGUUGAAGUAAAUGAAAUUAAGAGGGCUGUAGCAUCCACAAGUCGAAAGUCAGCAAUACGUUUUGCAGAUCUCAAACAAAGAAGAUAUUGGUUGCCUCUCAUGAUAGGAAUUGGACUGCUUGUCCUGCAACAACUAGGAGGAACCAAUGGUGUGAUCUUCUAUUCCAGCAACAUAUUCCUAUCUGCUGGGAUCUCUUCAAGUAACGCAGCAACUUUCGGUGUUGGUGCUAUCCAGGUUGUUGCCACUGCUGUUUCUACAUGGCUGGUGGAUAAAACUGGGCGUAGGCUUUUACUGAUUGUCUCCUCUGCUGGAAUGGCUGUGAGUCUCCUUAUUGUUGCCGUUGCAUUCUUUCUGAAGGGUUUCGUUGAUGUGGAUUCUACCCUCUAUGGCGUUCUGGGUAUAAUAUCAGUGGUUGGUGUUGUGUUGAUGGUUGUUGCAUUCUCACUUGGAAUGGGGCCCAUUCCGUGGCUCAUAAUGUCUGAGAUUCUUCCAGUAAAGAUCAAAGGCCUUGCUGGAAGUGUAGCGACGUUAGCCAAUUGGUUCUGUUCCUGGGUAAUUACAGCAACUGCACCGCUGCUAUUGGCUUGGAGCAGUGGAGGAACCUUCACUCUUUAUACACUCGUUUGUGCAUUCACCGUGGGAUUUGUGGCCAUUUGGGUACCCGAGACAAAAGGAAAAACACUAGAGGAAAUACAGUUCUCCUUUAGAUGAUAGAAUUCCGAAUAUUUGCUAUUUCAACUCCCUGUUUCCUCUUUGUUCUCGACAAUAAUCUCUGCCCUUCUGCAAAAGGUUCAAUCCUUAUUAGAAGAAAAUCUAUGAGAUUUAUUUUUGAUUUAUUCAUAUUUAAUAAUUUUUAGAAAGAGAGAAUCAUACAACUGCUUCAUUGUAGAGCCAGGACCUUGAGUGUUUACAAAUGGUAUUUGAGUUGCAUUCUUUUCUGUACACUAUAUUCAAAAUGAUCUGUUGUUGUAACUGUAAUAUACUCACAUUUAUUGGACAAUUUGAAGUUGUUUAAAGAAGGAACUGUGAAUUCAUGGUACUGA